GCCAGAAGAAGACCAGAGAGAUGUGGAGGGCAGUUCCCAUGGGCGAGCACGCAGUCGGGACAGAGUCAUGGAGAACAACAGCAACACACGCUCACUGGAGCCCAGCUUCAACAGCAGGCAGAGAGCCAGACGGCCAGAAAAGGCUAUUUACGUUCCGCGUGCUAUGAGACAUAAGAUAGUUCUGGAACAUCCAAAUCUUAAGGAAUCAUCUGUGGAAUCCUGCUCUGAUGUUACUAAGGAACCUCUUGUAGCCAGUCAGAAGCCAGAGGUGGACAGCACUGGCCAGGCACUGGGCGAUGAGGAGUUUGUGCAGCUUUCAAGGUCUGGUCCGUCACCGUGGCCUCCAGCCUGGGAGCAGACUGUGUCUUUUUUCACCUCUUUGACGUUAGAUGACGAAACAGAUGAAAAAUGUGCCAACAACACGUUCCUUCCCACUGAUGCCACACUACUACAGCAGCAGGACGUUGAUGAAAGUUUGCUCUCUGAGAUCAAAGCCAAACUCAAACAUGGGGACAUCACCAUACUCAACACCUGCAGUGAUUUCCCCGCCUAUGCAAACAUCUGGCUUGACCCGCAGGAGUUCAGCCACAUCAUUGAGAUCUACAGCUUUCCUGCCAUGUUUAAAACAGAUGAUCUCCUUGAUGCCUUUGCUGAUUAUAGUGAAGGGGGGAUGAAGAUCAAGUGGGUGGAUAACACUCAUGCUCUCGGUGUAUUUUCAAGUCAGUUAGCAGCUACACAGGCACUCUCCAUUAAACAUCCCAUACUGAAGACCCGCCCGCUGCUGGAGGGGAGCCAGAAAGCAAAGUGGAAAGCGGCCAGACGUGCAGAGUUCAUUCAGCCGGUGAAGGAAAGGCCACGUACGGACACAGUGGUGGCUCGCAGGAUGGUGACCAGAGCGCUGGGCUUGAGGGGGAGACGCUUUGAAAUGAGAAACAACUUCAACUGAAUAAAUAAAGUUCCUCAUCACAGUCAGACAGUCUUUCACUUCAGUUAAUACUACACCGGGAAAAUGACAUUAAUUACUACACCACCCAGACUUAGUAUGAAGAUGCUAUAAAGCUUUAUUUUAGCUGCAGAGGAAGUGGAAAUUCUCCAGCACAUGAAAUAUAUGUGGUCUCCCAAGUUUCCAGUUUUAAUUGGUUGAGUUCUGUACUGUUUUAGGAAACAAGCUAAUAGUAUGUUAAGUGAGCGUGUGAUUAUUUCCUGGGUGAGUUUUGGUAAGCAUUCAGAGGACUUUUGUUCUUUCGUCUUUAGCAGGAAACAGCCUUGCUGCUUUUCUCCUGCUCUGUUUCUCCAUACUAACAAGCCCAGCAUCUGGUCCAGCCAUGAUAAAAGAGAUCCUUUUUAUCAACUUAAAUCUUUUUUUUUAAUACAGAUAAGCUCUUUUGCUCAUUGGAUUUCCUGAAAAUGGGUCGUCCAGGACCAUAAUAUUGAAUCUAAUGAUUAAACGAACUAGACUGUGUGUCAUAGGAAGUUCUUGUUGUUUCUCAGUUGCGUUCAUGUCUUCAUGUUCAGCUUGUUUCAUUUGAGAUGGGAAUGGAGCCUAAAUGACAUUUUUGGCAUACUAUAUAUUUGUAUUGUUUAAAAUACAGUAGUAUUAUUGGCAUGCUAAAUAUAAAUAAUUCAG
Messenger RNA from Sinocyclocheilus grahami, 1627 nucleotides. RefSeq names its product coiled-coil domain-containing protein R3HCC1L-like. NCBI's taxonomy places the organism in Eukaryota, Metazoa, Chordata, Actinopteri, Cypriniformes, Cyprinidae. The record is from RefSeq and is a predicted model, not a curated record. Bases 68 to 946 code for a protein of 292 amino acids. Gene Ontology annotation, molecular function: nucleic acid binding. The transcript is spliced from 6 exons.